Molecule: messenger RNA, 1216 nt
Organism: Oncorhynchus masou masou (cherry salmon)
Lineage: Eukaryota; Metazoa; Chordata; Actinopteri; Salmoniformes; Salmonidae
Product: myosin phosphatase Rho-interacting protein-like
Exons: 7
Coding region: 60-857 (265 amino acids)
Cellular component (GO): actin cytoskeleton
Molecular function (GO): actin filament binding
Source: RefSeq, a predicted model, not a curated record
UGAAACAUAAGGAGGACAUAGAAAAGCUAAAGGCCACAUAUGAGCAUGGCUUUGUCACCAUGGAGGAAUCCCAGCAGAGGAUCGUGGGGGAACUGCAGCACAGACACCAGCAGGACCUGCAGCGCCUGCAGUUAGACACAGACAGACUGCUGGAGGAGGAGACGGCUGCUACUAUCACAGCAAUUGAAGCAAUGAAGAACGCUCACCGUGCCGAAGUCAAGAGAGAGAUACAGAGGGCAUGCCAUGAAAACAACAAUGCAGGAGAUGUGAAUCUUGGAGAAAUAUGCAGGCAACACAGUGAGGAGCUGGUCUCCUGUCACAGGGAGCUGGGGGUGUUGUCCCAGCAGUACUCUCUGAAGUGUCUGGAGAGCUCCCACCUGGGCCAGGCCCUGGAGGCAGAGAGACAGGCUCUGUGUCAGUGUCAGCAGGAGAACCAGGACCUCAGAACUCGCAACCAGGAGCUGAGUGGCCAUCUUGCUGCAGAGAUCACCAGACUUUGCUCUCUGGCCAAGCAGGACGCCUUCCCUCUUAGUCAGGAGAGAGAUGUGUAUGAGCUGGAGAUCUCCCUGCGUGUGAAGGAGUCAGAGGUGCAGUGCCUCAAGCAGAAGAUCACCUCGCUCAAGGAUGAACUCCAGACAGCCCACAGGGAUAAGAGGUAUGCAACAGAGACGUACAAGGACAUCUACACAGAGCUAAGCAUCAUGAGGGCCAAGGCAGAGAGAGACCUGGGACAUCUCAGGGAGAACCUGAGGUUGGCCCACAAAGCACUAGGAGAGCUCUCACCUGCAGUGGACACAGAUAAUAAUGGUACACAUGACAUUAAGCUGGUGGCCCGGCCUUCAGGGAUUCAGAUAUGAACCACUGAUGUGAAAACGACAAGGUGUUGAGUGCUGCCACUCUGAGGUCAAAACCUGCAUGACAGCCAAGUCUCGCUGGAUGUUUCCCCAACCACCUCUGGUUUUGGCAGCAUCACUAGUCUGUAUCGUAAUACAGACAAUUUGUGAAUAACCUCAUUCUGUUAUGUAUCUUAAUAAUAUUGGAUGUAUCUGAAUCCUCUGACUGUUAUCUGUGCAGUUUGCUGUAGCAUGUCAGUUAGUCCUUUAGAUUUUGAUUAACCCUUGACGUUCUGUCCAUUUCUUACACAAAUUAAAGAAAGGGGCUCUAAUUAGAAGUCAUCUUGUACAGUGGUGCAGCAUAACCCUAUAGAGAUCUCCUU